Molecule: messenger RNA, 1169 nt
Organism: Eupeodes corollae
Lineage: Eukaryota; Metazoa; Arthropoda; Insecta; Diptera; Syrphidae
Product: calcium and integrin-binding protein 1-like
Exons: 5
Coding region: 182-736 (184 amino acids)
Molecular function (GO): calcium ion binding
Source: RefSeq, a predicted model, not a curated record
AUUUUCUUGUGUGCCUCGACUUCAGUGUGUUCUUUUGUGCUUCCACCGAAAAUCUAUUUAAAUUCCUAGACUUUCACCAAAAAAAAAAACAAAACUCUUAACAACCAUGCAUUAAUAUACAAAACAACAAAAUUCAAGACUUACUAAUAUAGAAUAAUUAGUUUAGGUAAAAAGCAAAUAAAUGGGUCAAACAAAAAGCCAAUUCACCGAAGAAGAACUCCAAGAUUAUGAGGAUUUAACGUUUUUCUCUAAGAAGGAAAUCCUAUUGGCUCAUAAGAAAUUCAAAUCCCUGGCUCCUGAGAAAGUCGGACACAAUAAAAAUGCCAAACUAUCGAAAUCCAAGAUCCUAGAAUAUCCCGAGCUGCGAGUGAAUCCGUUCGGCGAUCGAAUUUGUAAAGUCUUCAGUUCGAGUAACGAUGGCGAUUGCACUUUUGAGGACUUUCUGGACAUGAUGUCGGUGUUCAGUGACGGAUGUCCUAAAUCGUUAAAAGCAGAAUAUGCUUUUCGUAUAUUUGACUUCGAUGGCGACGAUAUGCUGGGCUUAUCAGACCUUAAACAAGUCAUUGAACGUUUAACAGGUCCAAAUAAUCUCAAAGAAAGUGAUAUUAAACAUCUUAUACAAAAUGUUCUUGCCGAAGCUGAUUUAGAUGAUGACGGUGCAUUAUCUUAUCCAGAAUUUGAACAUGUCAUUGAUAAAGCCUCCGAUUUUAGCAACUCUUUUCGAAUAAGACUUUAAAAAAAGAACAAAACAAAAACAUGGCACACAUUAAAAUAUUUAAUUAUACUAUUUAUAAAAUUAUAUCAAUACAUAAAUAUUUAUUCAAAUUCUCAUAAUUAAACGUGAAAGCAAAAAACAUAAAUUGUAUAAUACACACACAAAAACUAUAACAAAAAAAAAGUAGUCAGAUUAUAUUAAUUAUAUAUUUAUUUUAUUUUUUUGUUUGUAUUAUUUUAUUUUAUUAAGUUAAACUAUGCGAUCUUGUCACACACAAAUAUUUAUUAUACUAUAUAACUAUUAUACACACACACGUCAUAUAUAUACAAACAAAAUUGUUGUAUUUUACCGUAGAGCGAUAUUAAACAAACAACUUUGUAUUUUAUUUAUUGAAUUCAAAAAUGAAACAAACAAAAAAAAACGAACGAAAAACAAAACACAACAUUUUUAAUAA